AGAAGCGCUCCCCUCUCUCUCUCACACACACACACACACACACACACACACACGUGUGAAUCAGGCGUACUCCUGUCCUUGGAUUUGGAAUCUAGAGCUCGCUGUACAGCCUGUAGCUGUUGGCCAUGAGUCAGUCGGCGGGGGAGAGGGGGGGAGCGGGCGGCGGCGGCUCCAACUCGGGCUCCCAGUACGCCCUGUGUGCCCUGGGCGUGGGUCUGGUGGCGCUGGGCAUCGUGAUGAUCGUGUGGAGCGUGGUGCCCGUGGACUCCACCAACAACAGCAGCCGCCCGGGGCAGGACAUGCAGGGCAAGACGUCCUCGGUGGCGUUCGUGCUGGUGGGCGCCGGCGUCACCAUGCUGCUGCUGUCGCUCUGCCUGGGCGUCCGAAACAAGCGCCGCAGGGAGGACGCGCAGACGCAGGGGCCGCAGGGCACCUACAAUACACAGCUGUCUGUGGAGGACACCGCAGACGUUCUAGAGGAGCGCUUCACCGUGCCCAGCUAUGAGGAGGUGGUUGGCAGCGCCCCGUACCCCGCGGCCGCUCAGGCUUGCGCUCGGAACAACAGCACCACCCACCUCCCUUCCUACGAGGACGUCUUCGAGGGGGGGGAACACGUGGUGGUGGUGGACGCCCCCUUGCCCCCGGAGCAGCCCCUCCCCGGCGCCGCCGCAGCGCCCACAGCGACCACGGGGGGGCGCUGGAACGGACGCGCCGCGCGCAAGCUCCUCCCACUCAAGAUCCGGCGAAUCAAAUCGGAGAAGCUGCGUGCGAAGAGUGCGUCGAGCUCCCCCCAGCCCAUGGCCGUCUUCAGCAUCGAGCCCCUCACCCCCCCGCCUCAGUACGACGACAAGACCCCCCCGCUCUGAUGCCCAUGCACUGCAUGCUGGGAGUCGGCACAAGACGGAGCUGUCACUCAUCUCACUGCGGGAGCCCUCCCUGGCCUGCCAUUGGCUGUCACUGAGCUGUCACUCAUCUCACCCCGGACUGCCCAUUGGGACCACCAACAGAAGAGGGCGUGACUUAAGGAUCUGCUGCCAUCAUGGAGGUUCACUUAUGAAGUUUUACAGAAUAACACACACACACACACACACACACACACAUUGACUGGCCUGUAUUCCGGAGACAAAAGGACAUAGAAACAGGGUCCUUUUAAGACUUAUCGCCUAUGUGUGUGUGGGCAAGGUGCUUGGGACUGAGAUUCUGUAAGACUGUGUGUGUGUGUGUGUGUGUGUGUGUGUGUGGAGGCUCAUGACUUCAGCCAUCAUGAGUCAUUAAUUCAGUUGCAUCACUGAGACUACAGUGGGGGGUAGGGGAGUCCCAGAUAGUUGGUGGUCCAGUCGGGUUGUCGUGGUGACGGGGAUAGAGUCUUUUGGUUGGCUGAGCUCACACUGGGGGUCUGUCACACGCCAGCUGCAAUAUUCCCUCAGCACAGACCCCUACACACACACACACACACACACACACACACACACACACACA
This is a messenger RNA of Clupea harengus (Atlantic herring), 1479 nucleotides long. RefSeq names its product transmembrane protein 51a (gene tmem51a). The record is from RefSeq and is a predicted model, not a curated record. Lineage: Eukaryota; Metazoa; Chordata; Actinopteri; Clupeiformes; Clupeidae.